Messenger RNA from Carassius carassius (crucian carp), 1455 nucleotides. RefSeq names its product cornifelin homolog B-like. Bases 930 to 1301 code for a protein of 123 amino acids. The transcript has 4 exons. NCBI's taxonomy places the organism in Eukaryota, Metazoa, Chordata, Actinopteri, Cypriniformes, Cyprinidae. The record is from RefSeq and is a predicted model, not a curated record.
GGACAAAUUAAUUGCUUUCUAGUGUUUUAAGAGUGCUUGUUUUCUAACUCAACAAUCAUUAAUACUUUGAAUCAUUAACAUCAUCUCUAUUGUUUCUAUUUUCUUCUAUAGUUCUCCAUGUUGUUGAUAUUUUAAUUAUUUUAUUUACUUCUAUUUCUUUUACCUUUUUCUUCUUCUUUUUUGCUGACGUGUCAGUGAAUAUUAUAUUCUUAAGACUAAAUAUUCCACUUUCUUUUAAAUGAAUAAGAAACAUGGGGAUAGGAAAGACUGAAUAUGUAUUAAAGGUAAAACCACACAUGACCUUGUUAAGCAGAUCUACUGUAAGCUGUCAAAAUCUGCCAGUUACCAAAUCCACAAACACUGACAGAUAGUGUUAUCUGGAUCAUCCAGCAGUGUUCAGCAAUUUAAAGACAGAUUGCUGAUCUUAACUGAAAUUGAUAUCUUUCAUCACACUUCAUCUGGCUGUUGCAAGUGUUAAUAACUGGUCUGUCCAGUUCAGUGUUAUAUAAUGAUGCAAAAAAGCUCUCUCCUUCCCUUAAGCCAAUCUAUUUACACAUUAUAAGAGCAAUGUUAUUUUGACAUUUAUAUUUCUGCCUUUUAUACGCAUUAAUGCCACCAGCAAACAAUAGAUAGUUAGUCAUACACAUGCUCAUAUGCAAACAAGAGUCUUUAUUCUCUGGUGAAACUAUGCCCCUGUUAAAAGCACAUGAUGAAUGAUUUUCAGGUGAAGGGUAAUGGGCGUUAUCACAAGUGACACAUCACUAACCUGAGCAGUGACUUCGAGGAACUACUUUAAUUUAGAUGCACACCUACUUGAGACCUUUUAUGGGACUGUCUUAAACAACUGAUCUCCAUCCUUUGUGUGUUUGAGUGUGAAUGGACGAAUCCAUCCUCGCCAGUCUCACGCUCAGGAUUGUGUAAUAAACAGGAUGACUUCUCAACAGCCCAGGUCCUUUGUCAUGUCACACCACUCCAACCAGUGGAGCUCUGAAAUCUGUGACUGCUGUCAGGAUGUCCCAGAGUGUUGCUUCGCGUUUUGGUGCUUCCCCUGUUUUGCCUGUUCGACGGCUCGUAAGCAUGGUGAGUGUCUGUGUCUGCCUCUGCUCGACGGAUUUGGAUGCAUUCCACCAAUAACAAUGGCCAUGAGAGUAUCAGUGCGCAAUCGCUAUGGAAUCCAGGGUACAAUCUGUAAUGAUUGUGCUUAUUCCACCUUCUGUGGCAUCUGCGUCUGGUGUCAGAUGUCCCGAGAAAUGAAUGUCCGUGACAGCAACAUCACCCUUGUCCACACUCGAGGAAAAUAAAGGCAACUGGGCGACCAACAACUUCCCUGCUGUUCCACAGUAUACACUAAUAACAAAGUGCGUCACCUAAAAGGACCCUCAAUUAGAGACUAUCAGUUUACAUUAAAUCUGCACCAUUGUAUUUGUUCCAUUUAAUAAAAACAUUUUGAAGUUU